GGGCACAAUGUAAUCUUUCCUAGGACCUUUUUAAAGCGGUGACCAGAGGAAAAUUGCUGCUACGACUUAGAAAACAGAGAAAGAGCAGACAGUUAUUUCAGAUUACACAGUCUCCGUGUGAAUUUAUUUGUUAUUUGGACCUGUGUUAUUGUGUUUAGUUACCCCAGUUCAGUGUGAGUUUGCUGAAGUCACUGCAACUCAACCGGCUUAAGGUUUGGUAGUCGCUGGGUGGGCAUUAUCCCCAUUCCCCAGCUAACGCUAGUUAGCUAGCUAGCUAAAGGUGCUAGGUUUGCUAGCUAGCUAACUAACGUGAACUACCGCUGCUUGGCCGUCAGCAACCAGUAUUCCACGCAGCAUUCAAACUGAGAACAGAGUCAUUGUUGGGCUGGAAGCUGUUCUGCAUCUGAAAUCAGUCAUGGAGAACGAUGCUUGUGUAGAGCAGAAGAAUGGCGAUGCUGCUUUGGACCAAGUUAAACAGCCAGCAGCCACAGCUCCUUACAGAUACUCCAAGGAGGAGCUUAUGGAAAUAAAAGAACUGCCUAUCUCCAAUGAAAGGCCAGAGUGUCUAUCUGAGAAAUAUGACAGUGAUGGUGUCUGGGACCCUGAGAAGUGGCAUGCCUCAUUGUAUCCCACUUCAGAGCGUAGCUCUCCGGUGGAGGGUUUUAAGAAGGACUAUAUGGAUGAUAGAGUUCCUUUGAAACGAAGAAUCCCAGAUCCUCGUGAGCGGUUAAAGGAGGAUGAUCUGGAUGUCAUACUGAGCCCGCAGCGACGCAGCUUCGGUGGUGGAUGUCAAGGCAACGCUGCACUUGCACCCCACGUCCGUCGCCCAGUCAGCCCCCUGGAAAAUAAGGAGAAUGAGAGUCUCCGUCUAGGAGGAGCACGCAGAAUUGGCAGUGGCCGUAUAAUUGCUGCCCGAGCCUUUGAGAGAGAAGCCCGUGUGGAGAAAGAGAGGGAACGUGAGAGAGACUUGAAGGAUAAAAGAUUCAGGAGAGAUUUUGGUGACAAACGUGUGUUUAGUGAAAGGAGAAGGAAUGACUCUUAUGCAGAGGAGGAGCCAGAGUGGUUCUCCGGGGGUCCCACCAGCCAAUCUGAGACAAUUGAGCUCAUUGGAUUUGACGACAAAAUCCUGGAAGAUGAUAAGCGCAGGUCCAAACGGUCAAGGAAAAGGGCAGAGUCUCUAAAAGAAGUGGAAUGUAAUGGUGGACAGGCCGAAGAGCGAGCUGUGGGGUUGCAGUCUACUGCUGAUCAGGAGGUUCCCCACCCUGAUGUUUUACCUGAGCAGACAACUGGAGACUUUGACUUCAAUGAGUUCUUCAAUCUGGAGAAGACCAUGCCAGGACUGGCCUCUGCGCCUGCUUCUGUCUUGCAGAUGAUAGAGGAUGUUUUGGGGGAGGGCCCUGUAUCGGCUAGCCGCUUCAGUCAGUGGUUCUCCAGUAACAUGAGCCCUUCAGGCAGCCGGUCCAGCAGUCUGAGGUCCACUCCCCAUGAGGAGCUGGAAAAACUUGCAGGGCUUGAGCCACGCUGCACAUCCCCUAGCCACAGCCCUGCCCCAUACUUCACACCUAUUCAAUCAUCAGAGUGCAGGGAGAAGGUGGACAUCCUGGAGCUGCUGCACAAGGCCAAAAUAGACCUGAAGCCUCUUCUUUCCACCCUGUCGGUCAACAAGGCUCGGCUACGGGAAAGCACAAACUGUGGAGCGGUGCUCUCGCUGGAGGAAGUGGAGGGAGAGAUGAAGGGGAUGAAACUGGGCUCAGAACCACAGGUGCGAAAGGUGCCGCCUCCACAGAAAGGAAAUGGCACGCCCUUCAUGGCUGAACAUUUAGAGGAGGCUUUAACCGGUGGGUCUAGCGCCCGUCCACACUCACGUGACUCAGACAUGUCAGCCUUUAAUAAACUGGUCAGCAGCAUGAAGGCAAGUGGAACUCUGCCAACUCUCCCCAAAAACAACACAAACAAUCAACCUUCAGACCAAGCUGUGGUGACGGUGUCUGAAGCUCCGGUGCCUCCUCAGCAGCAGAAAAACAUAUUUCAGGAACUCUUGGGAGGUCCUGCUUGUAGUGGUUCCCCUACACUACUUAGCAAUCUGUUGGGCAGCUCUGAGGGCCCAACCACCUCUGCCCCUCUUCAUGGCCUACUACACAAGGGCCCAUCACCCCCUCUCUUUCCACAGAGGGCACCCUCACCUGACUACUUCAACAGUCGUUUGCAACCUUCAGCAGGUUUUCCUGUUGGUCCUCAGCCCAUGCUGCCAGAACAGUUUGCUGAUGUACACAGGUCUAUCAGCCCUGGAUCUGCUGCACAGCAACAGAUGAGGGCGCUCUCUAUGCCAGUGAAUCAGGCGGACCUGGAAGCUUUGGCAUUCCAACAGGACCUUGCUCUACAUGCCCACCACUCAUUCCAGUCCGGCUACAAGCCACCACAGGACAAAUCUUUUCGAAAUAGACUGCAGCGUGUAAAUCGCUCCCCUGGUCCAGGCCCUCAGCCUGCUGGAAGAAACUCUCCAGCCAAUGCUGUCACCAGCAUGUUGUCCCCGUCAUUUACGCCCACAUCUGUUAUCCGCAAAAUGUACGCGACAAAAGAGAAAAGCAGAGAUGAACCAUCGAGUCGUUCUGAGACCAAGGAGGCAGCAGCGAAUACUCAAGAUGACAACAGCUCCACAAAUCUAUACCUGGAGAUGAUGGAUGGGAAUGCAGCCCAGUCUGGGGGAGUAAAGGCCGGCUCGCAGACCAUGCCAAGCAAGGACCAGGAGCGUCUCAGGCCUGGCUCUGCUGGACACCAUACGCCCACCAUGGUACCACCAGGACCCUCCUCAUCUUUCCCUCGUCCCAUCUAUCCGGUACCGCUGCUAUCCCAUGUACCUAUGGUGCGGCCCCCUCCCCAGCUCCACCCUAAUAUGGUUCAACGCAUGCUUGCACAGGGUAUCCAGCCCCAGCAACUUGGACCUGCUCUUUUGCAAGCAGGUAUAUUUCCACCACAUGUUGACCUUGCACAACUUCAAGGCUUGCCUCCUGCCCUGCUUGGACAACCGCUGUACCCUCUAAGUGCAACAGGGCAUCCACUUCUACCUCCCAGAGCCAAUACUCAAAUGCAGUUAGCAGUAAUGCAGCAGCAACUCCAGCAACAGAGACACAUACAUCCAAGCAUCCCAGGGCCUCAGUCACAGAGCCAUGGCCCUCACCGGACAAAUGGCUCCCAGCGACAUGGAGGCAGCCCCCCUCUAGGCCUUGCCAAGUGGUUUGGAUCAGACGUGCUAGAACAGCCACUGCCCUCCAUGCCGGCCAAGGUCAUUAGUGUAGAUGAAUUGGAGUUCCGGCCAUAAGAAAAUAAACACUUUGCUGGAUAGCAAGAUUUAUUUUCUUUUUUGCCCAUCUCCACCACCUCGUUACCAUAAAAAUGUGAACUUUAAUUUGAAAGACAGUGCACAGACCUGGACAGUCUAACCAUGCCAUGCUUUGUCUUCAACCUUGAAGUCACUGCUUUUGAAGAAGCUUAUCAGCAGAAAUGGGAAGACGGGUGAUGCGAAUUGUUUUGCCGGAUGAGUGAAAAAAUUUGUCUUUUUUUUUAUAUUAUUAUUUGUAUUAGGCUCUGCGCAGUAAAUAAUGUAUAGGUCCAAUUGUACAGACCAUGGGAAAGAAUCUUAUUCUCCCUGUAUAUAGCUAUUUUUUCUUUUUCUUGGUAUGGGGGAAGGUGAAACUAUCCUGCAGUUCAGCUGAAAACUGCAAGAGACAGUCACCAAGAGCUGGUUGCAUUCCUUUCUCUUGUCCAACUUUUAUUUCCCCCCUGAAGUUCACUGAGAAAGGGCUAAUGCUAGGAGAAAUGUUUGCUUGAUGAGUAACUUGUGUAUACUCUACCCUUCCUUUGUGGCAUGGCUAGUGGCCCCUUUCUGUAGAUGUGACUAGCUGGAGCAUGUCAAAACGACUCCAAGGGAUGCAGCAAGUGCUGGUUGUGCCUUUAAUUUUUUUUUUUUUUCUUCUCUCCCCCCCUUCCUUUUAAACUAUCCUCUCUCAUCCAACCUGUCACUAGGGGGGACAGCACUGCUCACAUUGUGAAUUUUUUUGAGGGUGGUUGGGAUUCAGUUUGUUUUUGUGCUAUUAAGUUAUAAAAAGCACAAAUAGAAUUAAUAAAUAAAAUCUUCAGUAAAACA
Molecule: messenger RNA, 4144 nt
Organism: Siniperca chuatsi (mandarin fish)
Lineage: Eukaryota; Metazoa; Chordata; Actinopteri; Centrarchiformes; Sinipercidae
Gene: eif4enif1
Product: eukaryotic translation initiation factor 4E nuclear import factor 1
Exons: 19
Coding region: 416-3319 (967 amino acids)
Biological process (GO): negative regulation of translation
Cellular component (GO): cytoplasm; nucleus
Molecular function (GO): mRNA binding
Source: RefSeq, a predicted model, not a curated record